GAGUCGCGUUCCACGGGCACAUUCCGCUGGGAAGGCCCCGCACCUCCAGGGCACCUCCAGCCAUGGCGUAGCGCCGUGCCUCGGGCCAUUCCCGCCGCCAGGGCCCCAUUCCCAGAGCCAGGAUGCCGUCCCUGCCGCAGGACUCGCCCGCCGCGGGACUGGGGACGGGGUUCCCCAUGGUGAGGGACCCCCGCUCGGGGCCCCUGGGCUCCUACGUCACCACCUACGAGGCGGCCUUCGGGCAGCGGCGCUCGGGCUCGCCCCGAAAGCCGAGGGAGGGGCGAAUUUGGGGGAUCGAGCCCCCCAGCGACAGGAGCAUCCGGCCCCUCCUCGGCGUCCACACCGGCUCGGGAUACGUCGUCAACAACUACUCGGCGCUCAAAUCCCUGAUCUUCCCGCACGUGGAGCGCCAGGACACCGACGUGUCCACCACCUCCGAGGACUUCAAGGUCUUCGGGCGCCCGGAUUACCAAAGGAUGUUGCCCGAGCACGUGGAUGAGCCGCAGUGUCCGUAUCCCACCGGCCUCUCCUUUUCCCACCUCCGCUUCGGGGAGGUGAGAGCCCCGAAUGCAUCCGGGGAAUACGGCACCCAGAGCCACUGUGCCAGUCCUGCCAAGCCAGGUGUCCCACCGAGGGUGACGGAGCUGUCGGGCUGCGCCGGGACCGCGCCAAGGAGUGACCUCACCCUGCCAGAGCAGCCCCUUGAUGUCGGUGGUGGUCGGAUGGAUUCCUUUCCUGCCAUAUGCAGCACUCCUGCCAUGGGCCACCCUGCCCCCUUCGCCCCCCCGGAGCUCGAAGUGGGACCCAAGGGAGUCAUUGCCGUGAAGAAGCCACUGACCUACAGCACUGUCCACAACAAGUUCCUGAACAAGCUCUCGCCGCUGGCCCCCGUAGCACCAGGCUGGUGGGCACAGGCUCCAACCACCUGGGCCCCGAGAUCUGUGGAGGGCAUCCAGAUCCCGAGUCCCAGUGGCUUCAGCACCAACAACCGCCCCACCAACCUGUGGCGCAUCGAUGACCCCCUGACGUGACCCCCCAAAAAGUGCUGCUGCGUCCUGGGAAUCCCAUCCUGGGCUUUUCCCAAACCCCCGUAGGAGGAAUAAAGACCCUGCGUGAUGCCCUUGG
This is a messenger RNA of Passer domesticus (house sparrow), 1125 nucleotides long. RefSeq lists its product as uncharacterized. The coding region runs from base 123 to 1031 and encodes 302 amino acids. The record is from RefSeq and is a predicted model, not a curated record. The transcript has 7 exons. Lineage: Eukaryota; Metazoa; Chordata; Aves; Passeriformes; Passeridae.